CGGAAGGUGCCGGGCCAUAGUGUUGCUUCCAACAUGGUGGCACCAUCAGUUAAACAGACAUGGGUGGCAAUGGGCGUGCUCAUGAACAUGCUAAGCCAGGGUAUGGUGCUGAGUUUCCCGUCCAUCCUGGUUCCUGCUCUACUGUCUCCGGAUUCCGAGAUAACAGCUGAUCUAAAUAUGGCAUCUUGGGUAGCAUCAUGUGUCGCACCAGCAGGACUGCCCGGAUUCCUUCUGUCAUCAUUCUUGAUGGAUCGGUACGGGAGGAAGCGUACUCAAAUAAUGGUCAUGAUACCUGGGAUUAUUGGAUGGAUUUUUGUCUACUUCGCCUCUAGUAUUAAUACUCUGAUAUUAGGAAGAGUUCUGUGUGGCUUCACUGGGGCAGCUACCGUUAUCCUAGGGGCGGUGGUUAUCGGAGAAUACUGCAGUCCAGGAAACAGAGGCAUGUUCUUAAAUCUUAAAACAGCAGCAGUGUGCCUCGGAAAUAUGUUGGUUCACACUUUAGGCAACUAUUUAAACUGGAAUGUGGUCGCACUCAUUGGUCUGGUUCCCCAAGCUAUUUCAUUUAUUAUCGUUUUGACGUGGCCUGAAAGCCCGGCUUGGUUGGCUUCAAGAAAGGAAUUUGAAUCUAGUGAAAAGUCCUUCUAUUGGCUGAGAGGCACCAGUGCAGAAUCAAGGAAGGAGUUAGAAGAACUAAUUCGCGCACAAAAAGAAAAAUCAAAUUACGAGAUAUCAACGUCUAUGUCUGAAAAAGUAUUGGAGCUCGUUAAUAAAUUUACGAUGAGAGACUUCAUAAAACCCACGAUUGUAAUAAUAUUCUGUGGGAUUCUGCUAGAAACUUGCGGGAGACACUAUUUCCCCGCUUACGCGUUACAAAUAAUAGAAGAAGUCACGGGAAAUAAGACAAAUUCGUUCUACUUCACAUUGGGCAUCGAUAUGAUUAUUACAGCAACUGCUUUAUUCUCAUCAGUGUUGGUGAAAGUUAUGAAACGUCGGACAAUUUUGUUCUGGAGUGGUUUUGCAGCUUUAUUUACACUCACAUGCGUUUGUCUGUAUUUGUUCCUUUCAGCAAAUGCAAUAAUCUCUAAAGACAAGCCUUGGAUACCUUUAACAUUGUUCUCUGUGUACUUUAUUCUUUCGAAUUUAGGUUGUACUCCGAUACCCCUUGCAUUAUUGGGUGAAUUGUAUCCUUUGGCGCAUCGAGGCGCUGGAGCAGCUAUAUCAGGUCUUACUUUAUCCAUUUGGCUCAUGAUUGCGAUGCAAGUGACUCCGUAUCUACUAGUCAGUAUUAAAGUGUAUGGGACUUUCGCGGUUUAUGGAGCAGCUAUGGGCGUAUCAUUACUCGUUAUGUACUACAUUCUUCCUGAAACCAAAGAUAGAACGCUUCAAGAGAUUGAGCAUUACUUUAAUUUCGGGAAGUUUAGAGAUGACAAAAUUGACAAUGAUGAUGAAGCGAAAAUUAAAAUGAUACAAUCACCCUAAUUUAUCCUUUUUUUGGUUAUUACUAAAUUAUUUGUAAACUGCACGAUCACGUUCGAGAUAAUGCGCUCAAAGACGAAUGAUAUGACUUGGCCCCAGUUCCACUGGGUCUUUAGUUCGUUCGUUUCUUUUCCGAGAUCAGGGUUACGACGACAGUGAGUAUCAAAGUAAUAUUAAAUUUUAUCUGAUUAUUUUGGUUAGGAAAUGAUAAUUUCACAGAUACUAGGUAAGUAUAUUUGCAUAGUUGUUUGCUUAAAAUAUUAUAAAGAGAUUAAAAAGACGAUUAUUAUAUAAAAGUCUUUAUCGCUAGUCUUAGUCUUUUUGUAUAUACUUUAGUAAAUAGGUUCUAUAAUUUAUUUAUAAUAAGGCAUUUAAUUAUCAAUUAUUUCAUCGCAUUGCAUACAAUUGUGGCAAACAAAUACCAAAACACGAGUAAGUUAGCGGAAUUCUGGAGCAGUUUCCGAUUUUGAAAAAUUAUUCAUUUUAGCAAAAAGUUCAGAGGAAAUAUUAAUAAGUAGAUAUAUUGUAAUUAAAAGUAUAAAAGGCAUAUCUAAGUAUUUAUUUAUUGGUUUAUUACAUUUGUGAAACCACAUAUGAGCAAAAAAAAUCUAAAAUAAUGUACGUAGAUAAAAAAUUUAAAACAUACAAAGAUGAUUAUAAUAUUUAAGAACGACUGGAAUUCAAUCAGAAUUAAUAACGCCACCGGGUCGCUUACACUCGAUGUAGGAUGCACCUAACUAUUAAUUUCAUUUUCUUAAUAUUUAUUCUUAUUUAUUCUUGUUAAUUUUUAUGUACCGAUGAAUGGUAAUACAGAUUGGAUGGAUUUAGAUUGCCGCUGUUUCAAGACGAAACAAAGUGACAGUGUAUUUGUAACUGUGUUAUUUAAUUUAAUUAGGGUCAUAUAAUUUUUUUUCUAGCAAUGUUAGCAAUGAAGAGAUAUAUUGUUAUAAUAAUUGAUAGCCUAUAUUACAGUCCACUGCUGGACUAUGGGCGUCUCCUCAUGAUAGUCACGCUGGGAGUCUGCCCAGCGUGAUUAUGGGUACUCCCUAACACCCUCCCUACCACUAUUUUGGUUAUCGCACUAGAUGGUAGUAGUAGCACGGAGGACGGGGCCGAGUGUUCUCCGUUACAUUCCCUUAGUAAAAAUGCAAGCAAAGCAACGUGCGACACUUUUAUUUCUACGUAGCUUCUUUUACGCGAGCAAACGUAAAACACGCAACUAUCAGUGCUAAAUUAUAGU
Messenger RNA from Pararge aegeria (speckled wood butterfly), 2716 nucleotides. Its product is annotated as facilitated trehalose transporter Tret1-like. The record is from RefSeq and is a predicted model, not a curated record. Gene Ontology annotation, cellular component: membrane. Gene Ontology annotation, biological process: transmembrane transport. NCBI's taxonomy places the organism in Eukaryota, Metazoa, Arthropoda, Insecta, Lepidoptera, Nymphalidae. Bases 34 to 1479 code for a protein of 481 amino acids. The transcript has 3 exons. Gene Ontology annotation, molecular function: transmembrane transporter activity.